Mesorhabditis belari is the source of this 219-nucleotide messenger RNA. Lineage: Eukaryota; Metazoa; Nematoda; Chromadorea; Rhabditida; Rhabditidae. The record is from the annotation of a GenBank genome assembly.
AUGUAUUUUACUCUUGCUUGGUUCCCAGCUGUACAGCCAAUCGUCCUAAUUUUUGGUGUCGGCUCAUAUCGGAAGAAAGUUCUGCAGCUUUUCGUGCUUUUUUUACACGAAGCAAGAAUUGUUUCAAAAAUUCGACUCUCUAAACUCUCGUCGGUCAGCCUAAAAGAAGAUAUAACUUCAACGCAUUCAUCCAGAAUAACAACCUCAGUUCAUGGACAU